CUUUUGUUUCGGAGGUGAAACUGUACGGUCCCGAAAACGGAUUAUUUUUUGUUUUAUGUGGUGCUCCCCUCAUGCAUUUCCGCUGCAGUUUGCGUGUGGCGGGUCACUUUGGGGACGGUAUCCAAAGAGUUUGGUUUUAAAAGUUGUUUGGCAGUCAUUGGAUUUUAGCUAGCCAAACAGCGGGCGGAAGGGACCUGGCCGAAAGAAAGUGGGACAGUUUGUCUGCGAUUGUUGGUAAUCCCAAUGGAGUCUUUCCAAAAGGUGGAAAAGAUUGGGGAGGGCACGUACGGGGUCGUGUACAAGGCAAAAAAUAAAGUCACGGGAGAAACGGUUGCGCUCAAGAAAAUCAGACUGGACACGGAAACUGAAGGGGUCCCCAGCACAGCCAUCCGAGAGAUCUCCUUGCUGAAGGAACUCAGUCAUCCCAACAUUGUCAAACUGCGAGAUGUCAUUCACACAGAAAACAAGCUUUACCUGGUAUUUGAGUUCCUUCACCAGGAUCUCAAGAAGUUCAUGGACUCCUCCUCAGUCACUGGAAUCUCCCUGCCUCUGGUCAAGAGUUAUCUAUUCCAGCUGCUCCAGGGCCUGGCCUUUUGCCACUCCCACAGGGUGCUCCACCGGGACCUGAAGCCCCAAAACCUGCUCAUCAAUGCACAGGGCGAGAUAAAGCUGGCUGACUUUGGGCUGGCCAGGGCAUUCGGGGUGCCUGUUCGCACCUACACCCAUGAGGUGGUAACUCUGUGGUACAGAGCUCCUGAAAUCCUUCUUGGCUGCAAGUACUACUCCACAGCUGUGGACAUCUGGAGCUUGGGGUGCAUCUUUGCUGAAAUGAUUACCCGACGUGCUCUGUUCCCUGGGGACUCGGAGAUUGAUCAGCUCUUCCGGAUCUUCCGCACGCUGGGGACGCCAGAUGAGGCGGUGUGGCCUGGCGUCACCUCCAUGCCAGACUACAAGCCUUCCUUCCCUAAGUGGGCACGGCAGGAGCUGACAAAGGUGGUGCCCCCUCUGGACGAGGAUGGACGAGACCUCCUAUCACAAAUGCUGAGCUAUGACCCCAACAAGAGGAUCUCAGCCAAAAACGCCCUAGUCCACAGGUUCUUCCGCGAUGUCACCAUGCCUGUCCCACACCUGAGGCUCUAAGGGACUGGGGGGAGACUUGCACUGACGGACAGGUGGACGUGGCAGUGUUUGUAACGCAGGGAUCCCGUAGGACCUCACCUGUUCUCAAAGGUUCCUAUUAAUAAAAUGGUCCAAUUUCCGUGAGCCUACCUCUUUGGAGUCUGGCAGACCACGUUUGGUGCCUUCUCAUAAAUGCCUCUACUGACAGCUAGAUGGAAUCCUUUUGUAUUGCCAGUUUUGUAUACAAUGUGUCUGUCAUUCUUUAAGAUUUGUUAGAUAGAAUGCAAAAGUAUGCUUACUUAUGUCAAACGUUCCAACAUUCCACUGUUUACCUUUUAUACAGUCCAUAGUAAAUAUUUUGGAGGGAAGGAUUUUUUGUGGGUGGUGGAAGUCAGUGUUGGAGGACAGCAGCACCUUUUCUGGAAAUGUUAAUUUGUUAAAAAAAAGUGUAUUCAGUUAUUUGGUGGACCAAACUGCAGUUGAAAUGAUGAGAACUGAAUGUGCUCCACAUCCUUUGGGGUUGCCUUGGCAUGAAGGUCCCCAGUCGGUGCCUUUCCAGUUAGACCCAGGGCAUUUACAGCCUUUCUUAGACACAGCAUCUAUAUCCAUUUGAGGCACCAGUUGAAAUAAAAUUUUAUUUAUUUUUGUUUUCUUUUGUGUUGUAAU
This is a messenger RNA of Megalops cyprinoides (Indo-Pacific tarpon), 1785 nucleotides long. It is a transcript of the gene cdk2, whose product is annotated as cyclin-dependent kinase 2. Bases 244 to 1140 code for a protein of 298 amino acids. The transcript has 7 exons. Gene Ontology annotation, cellular component: cytoplasm; nucleus; cyclin-dependent protein kinase holoenzyme complex. The record is from RefSeq and is a predicted model, not a curated record. Gene Ontology annotation, molecular function: cyclin-dependent protein serine/threonine kinase activity; cyclin binding; ATP binding. Gene Ontology annotation, biological process: protein phosphorylation; regulation of G2/M transition of mitotic cell cycle; signal transduction. Lineage: Eukaryota; Metazoa; Chordata; Actinopteri; Elopiformes; Megalopidae.